CCACUUAUACAGAUACAACCACAGCCACUGUCCCAACCACAACCACAGCAACAGCAACAGCAACAUAUACACAUACAGUCACAGCCAAUGUCACAGGCACAGCCACUGCCGCAGCUGCUCUCUCAAUUCCAAGCACAGCAACAGCAGCAGUCGCAUGUACAUGUACUGUCACAGCAGCAGCAGCUUUCGCAAGUACAGGCACAGCCACAGCCAAACAGACAACCACUGUCACAGUCACGACCACAGCUGCAGCCACAAAUGCAGCCUCAACCACAGCAACGGCCGCACAUACCAAUGCAGUUGCAACCACAACAACUUCUACACUCAAAGCUGCAGCCACAGUCACAGCCGCAGCCACAUCCACAGUCACAAGCCCAGCUACCCCCACAAAUGCUGCCACGACUGCAUGCGCAAACGCAGCCGCACUUGCAACCACAUACACAGCCACGCUCGCAGCUACAGCAACAGCAGCAGCAGCAACAGCAGCAGCAGCAGCAACAGCAGCAGCAGCAGCAGCAGCAGCAACAGCAACAGCAGCAGCAGCAACAGCAGCAGCAGCAGCCACAGUCACAGUCACAGUCACAUCCGCAGCUGCUGCCACAGCCACAAACAAAGCCACACGCGCACCCACACACACAGCUCCACCCGCAAUCAUAUUCUCACCCUCAACUACGCCCACACGUGCAGCCAACCCCACACUCGCAGCCACCACCACAACCACACCAGCAGCGGCAGCCCCAACCACAGCCACCACAACAACCACAGUCACCACAACAACCACAGUCACCACAACAACUACACCCACCAUCACAGCCACACCAACAACUACACCCACGACCACAAGCAGCCCCACAACUACACCAACAACCACUACAGCUACAUCAGCAGCUGCAACAACCACCACAGCCACGUCAACAACUACACCCACCCCCACAGCCACACCAACAACUACACCCACCCCCACAGCCACACCAGCCACUACACCCACCCCCACAGCCACACCAGCCACUACACCCACCCCUACAGACACAUCAGCAGCAGGCUGCGCCACAGAAGGCAACGGUCGUUCCAUCGACCAAGGGCGACUCCGAUAUUGACGCGGAUUUCGCAGAAGGAGCCGAGGCCAGGCUGCAGCAGCUGUUGGAAGAACUCAAGGGAAAGGUUGAGGACCAAAGCGGAAAGUGAGAACGCAAAAACCAAAGGUGACCGCUAGCCGUAUAGGUAACGGAGAAAGACAAUUCAAAGCUAGCAGGGCAGGUGAAAUAUAAAGCAGAGGUGCACACUCGGGUGUGGACAGGUGACAACUAUAUAUCAUUUAAGUCACGAUGUGCCCGCUUUCAUCUAGCUCGAAGUGCAACUCGCUGUUCUUUUUAUGCGUUUUCUUGGUCGUCAACGUGGCAUUAGAAGAAACUUGAGACCCGUUUUCAAGAAAUUUCAUUCGUAGUUUUAUCGUUAUAAGUCUAACAUGAAGUGAUGUGGCAUGCAAAUGUUGUUGCAUUUGAAAUUUUUCCUAGUAGAUAACUAUUUAUGAUGUUUCUGAAAAUGUCUAAUAUCUAAUUAAAUGCACGAACACCACAUACGGAGGCUACGUUGUGAGCCUGGGGCCCGUGGGCAGAAACAGAAACAUCUAACAGAACUGAAAUGAACAGUAACAGAAAUGAAUCUUAACAUUAAUCUUAACUUUAGUAUUGACUUUUUCUCGUUCGCCGUUGAAAAAAUACACGGCGAAGUUAAACGGUUCUCAUAUGCAGUGUAUAGAGUUGUUCCAGCCUACGAGCAAAAGUUAAUGUUUGGACUAAUAUUGAGACUAAUUUUGUUUCUCACAACGGGCCCCUGGCUUUCUAAAUCCUGGCAGUCAACUAUCGAGGUGACAGCUUCACACUAUGUGAUGAACCAUCUAGGAUGCCCUUCUCAGCUGAAGUUCAUAUAAAAAUGAAGCUGUGAAUUCUGUAUAUUCGACUGUAUUCGUUGUGUGUUCGCGUGCGUUAGUGUCGCUACGAUCUGGCUCGAACGCCAAGAUGUAUUAUUUAUUUUCACAAUUCGCGCAUGUGGUCGCGAAGUUGUUGUUGCCACUCGUGUUUGUACGGCAAGAGCAUAGAAAUAGCAUUCAGCUAGGUGCGAGGCCGUGUUAUACGUGUUCGUACAUUGCUCUCCUACGCCAGUCUGUCUGGUCGUACUCCGCUCCUAGCGUACAUUCAUGCUGUGUGGUAUGUAUAUGACCCUACUACUUCGUGUGGUUACCAUCGUCACAGACGGUUUAAUUUACUGCUGUCAUUGUGACCGUAGGCCGAUGCCGCUGACACAAGAGUUCACGCGAUGGUACUGGCUAUGUCCUUUCACAUUUCCGGCAGUUAAACGUCUGUUCUGUGAUGGGAUGUGCGUCGUAGAAUGCCGUGUUGAGCUAUCGUUUAUUGUCAACCGUGUGGUCUCUCUCUUAUGGUGUAAUGUGUGUGUGUGUGUGUGUGUGUGUGUGUGUGUGCGUGCGUGCGUGCGUGCGUGCGUGCGUGC
This is a messenger RNA of Priapulus caudatus, 2508 nucleotides long. RefSeq lists its product as uncharacterized. The transcript has a single exon. Lineage: Eukaryota; Metazoa; Priapulida; Priapulimorpha; Priapulimorphida; Priapulidae. Bases 88 to 1185 code for a protein of 365 amino acids. The record is from RefSeq and is a predicted model, not a curated record.